UCGCAGAUAACGUAGAUGUGGAGUUUAAGUCAUCAAACACAGAUACUUCCAUUGAGAACAACUCCAAAAAAGAGAUUUAAGUCAUCAAUCUCAGAUACUUUCACGGGAAACAAGAAUCAUGCAUCACAAUAUUGUCUCUAUUCGCGCUCUCAUUUUCUCGAACUUAUCUUUUUUCCCAGAAAAUACUCAUCCGUUACAAACACUUUUUACUUAUACCUUUAUAAAAAAAAUCAUCUCAUCAUCUUUUUCCAUACUGCUCAACAACAAUCUCGACAAUGGCUUCCAGUUUCAACCUUCAUUUUCUUCUCGCAUUCUCUACCAUCCUAGUUCUCUUUCUUUUCGGCUUCGAAACUGCUGGAACAGUUUCAGCAGUAAAUCGAGCUCCUUUCAGCCAAUCAGCUACUGUACUUAUCUUGCCAGUUCUAAAAGACAACACUACCAGCCUUCACAUCGUCAACAUUCGUAAGAGAACUCCUUUAACGUCGAUCCCAUUUGUUGUGGAUCUCAAUGGUAGGUUCUUGUCAGUCAAUUGCGAUAAAGACUAUUUCUCAUCCACCUAUAAUGCUCCAAUUUGCCGUUCAACUCAAUGUUCACUUGUCGGAACUCAUUUCUGCCAAAAAUGUUCUUCUUCCCAAGCUAGGCCCGGUUGCCAUAACAACACAUGCGCAAUCAUAACCACCAAUCCCUUGAACCGCCAACACGUUGUGGGUGAAAUUGCACAAGAUGUUGUCGCAAUCCAAACCCUUAACUAUCAAGCCUCAAAUCCAGGCCGUUUUGUGGUUCUUCGCCGCUUCCUUUUUGCUUGUGUACCAUCAUCCUUCUUACAAGGGCCUUUACCUAAAUACGUGCAAGGAAUGGCUGGAUUUGACCACCACCCGGUGUCUUUACCUAGGCAGAUAGCAUCUCACUUCGGCUUUCAACCUAAAUUCGCCAUGUGUCUCUCUUCUAUGAACAAUCAAAAUGGUGUCAUCUUCUUCGGGAAUGCAACUUAUAGAAUUACCCCCGAAAAUGAUUUCUCUCAAGCUUUGCGGUACACACCCUUGUUUAUUGGGUCACGUGGAGAAUACUUCAUACCAGUUAAAGCCAUCAGGAUAAACCGCAAACAAAUCCAGUUCAACACAACUUUACAUUCAAAAACCAUGAGAACCGGUGGGACGAUGAUCAGCACCACAAGUCCUUACACGGCCCUCGAACACAACAUAUUCCAAGUCGUGACGCAGGUUUUUGCGAAGGAAUUUUCUGCGAUCGGCGCAUCUCAGACAAAUGCAGUUUCACCAUUUGGCGUUUGUUUCAACAAGUUACCUCCUCCGGUGCCAAAAGUUACCAUAGGGGCUCCAAUUAUUGACUUUGUGAUGCAAAAUCGAGAUGUUACUUGGAGUAUUUAUGGAUCAAACUCCAUCAUUCAAGCACGACCCGGGACAUGGUGCUUGGCUUUUGUUAAUGGAGGGUAUAAUCCAAGAGCUUCAAUUGUGUUGGGUGCAUAUCAGCUGGAGGAUCACAUAGUUGAGUUUGAUUUGGCAAGAUCUCGCUUUGGAUUUACUGAAACCUUGUUGUCUAAAUAUACUAGGUGCUCCCAGUUCAACUUUAACUCUACUACAUAAGUGGUUAGAGAAUUGCAGCAUCAAUAAUGAUUCAAUCCUAAUUACUAGGCCAUGUAUACAUUAUGCCUA
Oldenlandia corymbosa var. corymbosa is the source of this 1670-nucleotide messenger RNA. Lineage: Eukaryota; Viridiplantae; Streptophyta; Magnoliopsida; Gentianales; Rubiaceae. The record is from the annotation of a GenBank genome assembly.